UACAUAUGGUAUUUUAAAACUCUUAAUAGCUUUUGAAAGGGCGUCAGAUUUCAUUUAAGUAUGAGUACAAUCACAGGAGACUUUUUACGCAGACGAAGUACACUAGAUAACAGAUGGCAGCAACACGAAUACAGUUCUCGAAACGGAGACGAGAACGGACACCGGCAAUCAGUUUAUAAGUACGAAGGUUUGACAUUCACACAUUGUUUGCUUGUACUUGUAUUUCACGUGCUAAUUUUUGGUUUGGCUGUGUACACACAUCAUUACGUCCCGGAGACAAAAGUGAACGUGGAUAAACGCGAUUUUGCAGAAUGGAGGGCCAGACAACACUUGGACGAAAUUACUUCGUAUGGCGUGAGGCCCACGGGUAGCUUUGCAAAUGAGCACAAAAGUGUCGAGUAUCUGCUUCGCACGCUUCGGACCUUUCAGGAGCGAAAGCGUGGUGACAUAAUUCUCGACAUUGACCUUCAACGGCCUUCGGGAACUUUCAGCAUAGAUUUCCUUGAAGGUUUUUCAAGCUAUUACAGGAAUGUUUCGAAUGUGAUAGCCCGGGUAUCAUCGAAAAAGAGUUACCCGGCCAAGCAUAGUGUAUUAAUCAAUGCACAUUUCGAUUCGACUUUUGGUGGACCCGGUGCCAGCGAUGAUGCAGUUAGUUGUGCAACAAUGCUGGAGGUUAUCAGGUGUCUGACGGAGUCAAACCCACAUAUUGAGCUAGAACAUAGUCUUGUAUUCCUGUUCAAUGGGGCUGAGGAAAAUUUCCUCCAAGCCAGUCAUGGUUUCAUUACACAGCAUCCUUGGGCACACGACAUUAGAGUGUUUGUUAAUUUGGAGGCUGCAGGUGCAGGUGGAAGAGAAGUAGUGUUUCAAACUGGUCCUGAACACCCUUGGUUAAUAAAGAUGUAUGCUAACUCAGCAAAUUAUCCAUGUGCAUCCAUUGUUGGGCAAGAGUUUUUUCAAACAGGAUUGAUUCCUGGUGAAACCGACUUCAGAAUUUUUCGUGACUAUGGUAACAUUCCAGGUAUUGACAUAGCUUACGUUACAAACGGCUACGUAUACCACACCGCGCGGGAUAUCCCUCAGGCCAUAACAUCAGGCAGUGUUCAACGGGCUGGGGAAAACCUUCUGGGCAUGCUCAUACAGCUAUCGCAGUCGCCGCUUGUUGCUGAUCCUAGCGGUGAUCGACAUGGCGCGAUGGUAUUCUACGAUUUUCUGGGUUUAUUUUUGGUAUUGUACCCUCAGCGAAUCGGUUGGAUCUUGAAUGGUCUUGUCGCGGCCGUGACGUUUGUUUGUAUUGCGUUCAAGUUUUCUAGGAGACUCGCUAAGGAUACCCAUGCCUCUGAUAAAGCUCCAAACAGAUCAAUCAGUUUCAAUGGGACCUUGUAUAUCACGUCAUUUGUUAAAGCACUAUUCUACAUUGUUUUAUCAUGGGUGUUGUCUUUGCUGUUCGUUUUUCUCCUCGCUAAGAUGAUAACCGCAAGCGGUCAGUCAUUGUCUUGGUAUUGCAAGCCUUACGUUCUAAUUGGUAUAUACGUGCUGCCAGGAAUGUUGGUAAUGUGUGGAAUACACUACUGGCAGGCAACUCAUUUUAAGAACACGUCUAGUUGGCCUGAAAGAUGGAGUCAGGAAGCCCACAUGUUUUACGCGACCUUAUUCUUAUGGAACACAUUAUUAUCAAUCCUGAACUAUUACAAUAUCGGUUCAGCAUAUCUGUUUAUGUUGAUGGUGGCGUUUCCGUUACUCGGACGUGUUUUUAUCUGGGAGGUCUGUCUUGGAAAAAGUCGCCAAACGACAACCUGCGGCAACGGCAAUGCCUUCGUAACCAUGUAUCUGUUGUCAGUCGCAAUUCCACUAAUGCUGUGGUCAUAUAUGUUUUGGAUGCUGCUAGAUUUUGUUAUCCCAAUAUUUGGCCGAACUGGUGGAAACGAACCUCCAGAAGUUCCCAUAUCGCUUUUUGUUACAUUUUUCGUUUUAGUCUUUCUGUCAUACACGGUCAGUCUGGUUCACGUUGUUAGCCAUGUCAAGCCACUGAUAUUACCCUUGACUGGAGUUUGGUUAUUUUCCACCAUACUUGUUCUCACUGGAACUCUUUUUCCAUAUUCAGCUGAACCGUGGUGUCCAAAACGCUUGGUAUUCCAGCACGUGUCACGGACAUUUUACGAUAGGACGGGCGAAGUAAGUCACAGAGAUUCGGGUCUUUGGGUCGUCCCAUUCGACUACCUUGGCAUCAAGCAUAUAGAUUUUUUACCAGAAUUCAAGGACGCUCAAAAUCCCAAUAUGGAUGAAGGAUUGUUUGGUGAUUUCCCGUACUAUAUGCCUGUCGGCUUCAUGUUCGAUAAAACUUGGUAUGUUCCGGGUUCAGGCCCAGAGGUCUCAACCUUGGCGACCUUGAAAUUAAUAUCGAGGGAGAGUGGUAAGCGAGGACGCACCGUGAAGAUAAAGUUCGAACUUAACGGUCCAUCUCACAUGUCUCUGUACCUGUCACCAAGAUCCGGUGUCGAAAUCAUCGAUUCAUCCUUGGGUGAACUGCACGAAAGGGUAAUUUACAACGAGAAAGAAACUUUUUCCCGCCCUCAAUACUUUGUGUACUAUUCUCACGGAAUAUAUACUGGUCCUUGGUACUUUUGGGUCGAGAUAGAGUCUUUUAGUGCAACUGAAGAUCUGAUCGACAUUGCAAUAGCUGGCCACUACAGUCACGGAAAAGAUUCGCAAUCCACAUUUAUGAAUAAUUUUAUCAACAAACUGCCUGACUGGGUCAGUACAACCGCUUGGGUAAGCGCAUAUCAAAAAUGGACAUUCUAAAAUAAAUAUACCUAUACUUGCUUGGAGUUCAAGGAGUCAAUGAUUGCUGGAUUAGCCUUUCAUUAUUUUACAUGUUCUUUCAUUAUAUUGGGUAUUGGCAACAUUCGUUCGUCAAUUCCUCUGAAAUAAUAAAAAAUUAUGGAAAUUAUUUAAUUAUAUUUUGCGGUAUGUUUUUGAAAUCGAACUACAUUUUAAAUUAUUUUCAAUCUUAAAAAAAUUUUUAUAUAUGUUAUUUAAAAAUGUUUAAAAGUUUAACCUCCUGAUAUUAUUUAACCAAUAUAUUUGUUGUUAUAUUUACAAAAACAUU
Dendronephthya gigantea is the source of this 3106-nucleotide messenger RNA. Its product is annotated as endoplasmic reticulum metallopeptidase 1-like. The transcript has 10 exons. Gene Ontology annotation, biological process: proteolysis. Gene Ontology annotation, molecular function: metalloexopeptidase activity. The coding region runs from base 61 to 2799 and encodes 912 amino acids. The record is from RefSeq and is a predicted model, not a curated record. Lineage: Eukaryota; Metazoa; Cnidaria; Anthozoa; Malacalcyonacea; Nephtheidae.